Messenger RNA from Magallana angulata, 3831 nucleotides. Its product is annotated as mucin-17-like. Bases 7 to 3135 code for a protein of 1042 amino acids. NCBI's taxonomy places the organism in Eukaryota, Metazoa, Mollusca, Bivalvia, Ostreida, Ostreidae. The transcript has 5 exons. The record is from RefSeq and is a predicted model, not a curated record.
AGCUGGAUGGAGGCUGAGCGCCUCUGUUUGGCGAAUUACAGCGGGACCUUAUUAUCCAUCGACAGUGAGGAGGAACACAGUUUUGUGUCCAAUGUUCUCUCUCGGGAACCGUUUGUUUCAUCUAUCAAUAAUCAGUCUGUUUGGACUGGUUUAUUUCAGUUUAACGACCAGUGGAGAUGGCCAGAAUAUCGGAAAUUCAUCGGAAGAAUUGCUUCGUUCGUCAUACCCGGCUUUUUAAAUAAGACAAUUGGACUAAAGCAGCGAGUUGUCUUGAGAGACGGGACAUGGACCGUAACUGAUUUAGAUAAUAAGCAUCCUUUUAUAUGUGAAUCGGCAGCUCAUCUAUCGCAUUGUGCUUAUGGAUCCAACUGGAAAACGUUUAAUUUAACUUUUGAUACUAGCUCUCAAACAAAUUUACCAAACAAUACUUCUGUAACAGGGGCUCAAUCAACAACUCAACCAAGGAACGUUUCUUUUAAUACAACACAACCGACAAGAGCUACCGUUACAAUUCAUACUGAAACAAGUCUGUCAACAAGCCAGUCUCUUACAAUCAGUCAAUCAACGAUUCCAUCGAAAAACGUUUCUGUUACAACCGAUCAACCAACAAGUAUAUUAACCAGAGCUUCGUUUACAACUACUCAGCUAAUAAAUCCAAUGAUUACACCAUUUCUUACAAAAAAGCAACCAACAACUGAUACUUCCAGUCAACACAUGCAUGUGACUCAACCGAAUAAAGAUUCCGAUAAUUUAACAAAUUCAAGUCAACACAUAACUACAUUGACUACAGAUUCUGCUACCACUAGUCAACAAAAAACUUCUUUGACUACAAAUUCUGCGAUCACUAGUCAACAAAGUAUUCCACUGACUACAUAUUCUGCUACCACUAGUCAACAAAAAACUCUAUUGACUACAAAUUCUGCUACCACUAGUCAACAAAAAACUACAUUGACUACAGAUUCUGUUCCCACUAGUCAACAAAAAACUACACUAACUACAGAUUCUGCUACGACUAGCCAACAAAAUACGUCAUUGACUACAGAAUAUGCUACCAUUAGUCAACACAAAACUUCUUUGACUACAAAUUCUGCUAUCGCUAGUCAACAAAAUAUUCCAUUGACUACAGAUUCUGCUACCACUAAUCAACAAAAUAGGUCAUUGACUACAGAUUCUGCUACCACUAGUCAGGAAAUAACUCCAUUGACUAGAGAUUUUGCUACCACUUGUCAACAAAAUACGUCACUGACUACAGGUUCCUCUUCAAAUAAUCAACAAAAUACGUCAUUUACUACAGAUUCUGUUACCACUAGUCAACAAAAAACUAAAUUGACUACAGAUUCUGCUACCACUAGUCAACAAAAUAUUCCAUUGACUACAGAAUCGGCUACCACUAGUCAACAAAAUAUUCCAUUGACUACAGAUUCUGCUACCACUAGUCAACAAAAAACUACAUUGACUAUAGGUUCUGCUACCACUAGUCAACCAAAUACGUCAUUGACUACAGGUUCUUUUACCUUUGGUCAACAAAAUACGUCAAUAAAUACAGACUCUGCUAUCACUGGUCAACAAAAUACGUCAUUGACUACAAAUUCUGCCACCACUAGUCAGCAAAUAACUCCAUUGACUACAGAUUCUGCUACCACUAGUCAACAAAAUACGUCAUUGACUACAGAUUCUGCUACCAUUGGUCAACAAAAAACUACAUUGACUACAGAUUCUUUUACGUCUAGUCAACAAAAAACUACACUAACUACAGAUUCUGUUACCACUAGUCAACAAAAUACGUCAUUGACUACAGAUUCUGUUACCACUAGUCAACAAAAAACUACACUAACUACAGAUUCUGCUACGACUAGCCAACAAAACACGUCAUUGACUACACAUUUUGCUACCACUAGUCAACAAAAAACUUCUUUGACUACAAAUUCUGCUAUCGCUAGUCAACAAAAUAUUCCAUUGACUACAAAUUCUGCUACCACUAGUCAACAAAAAACUACACUAACUACAGAUUCUGCUACGACUAGCCAACAAAAUACGUCAUUGACUACACAUUCUGCUACCACUAGUCAACAAAAAACUCUUUUGACUACAAAUUCUGCUACCACUAGUCAACAAAAUACGUCAUUGACUACACAUUCUGCUACCACUAGUCAACAAAAAACUCCAUUGACUACAAAUUCUGCUACCACUCGUCAACAAAAUAUUCCAUUGACUACAAAUUCUGCUAUCGCUAGUCAACAAAACACGUCAUUCAUUACAGAUUCUGCUACCAAUAGUCAACAAAAAACUCAAAUGAAAACGGAUUACGUAACAAGUAGUCAACCAAAUACUCCAUUCUCUACAGAUUUAGCUACUUCUGGUCAACAAAUCACAACCCCACUAACUACAGAUUUUGCUACUUCUGGUCAACAAAUCACAACUCCUCUAACUACAGAUUUUGCUACUUCUGGUCAACAAAUCACAACUCCACUAACUACAGAUUUUGCUACUUCUGGUCAACAAAAAAAUCCAUUGACUUCAUAUUCGGAUACUUCUAGUCACCAAAGACAUUCAGCAACUUUUUUCACAACUAAUCAACUAACAUCUUCAUCAACUUCAUCUUAUGCCACAAACAAUCAACCAACACAUUUUUCGACUAGUUAUAUUACUAGUCAAAAGACUGUUCGUUUGAACACUGCGUUCAAUAUUUCUAAUACAGUACAUGAACAACUGAAAAAUGUUUCUAUCCAGAAUGUAUCACAGCCAACUCAAAAUAGCCUAUUUAUGAAAUUUACAGAAUAUGCAGCCACAGCGUCAGGUUGUAUGCUACUAGCUGUUGUCAUAUUAAUAGUGUUAGCGAUCCGUUGGAAAAACAGAAAACUCCGUCGGAAAUCAAUCAAGUGGAACCAUCCACACAGUACCCUGCGUAUUCCUAGAGCUCAGUUAAGCAAGCAAAACGAAUACGUGUCAAUGGGGACUAUUGAAAGACCACAGCAUUUGGCCGGAGUAAGCAAUGUUUUAAUGAUUAAUGUGCAUGACCCUAAUGGUGACAAUGAAUUCCAUAUAAAUUUCCAUCGAAGUUCACAAGACAAUACUGGCUCUAAUGUUGAACCUGAAGUGGAUUAUGAUUAUAUAGAUUUAGAAUAUGAUUACUGAUUAGUUAACUACUGAUAUAUGCACUUAUUGAAUGUUUGAAAUGAAAUAUUUUUGAAAUCACUAUGAUUUUUUUUUCAAAGGUAAACAUGUUUUCAUAUCUGAAAUGUAUUAGUUGACCUGCAUUUUAUAACAAGGCAAGGACGGAAAUUGUCGUUUUGGAUAGCUUUAAUACAUUCUUUGACUGUUAUUUUUAUAAGGUAUUAAAAUGGUUCAUUAUUUCUAGCAUCCGUCUUUUGAUAUUUGUAGUUUUAUUAUCAGAAAAUAUAUUACAUGUAACAUUCUGUAUCCUCUAGAUAUAAAGUAUAUGGUGUCUUAUCUAUACUUGAAAUUCAAAUGAGCCCCGCUUUUAAGGACGUCAUGUAUGAAAAAAAAAAACCGGAAUAUAUGGUAUUAACUGUAUUCUAUUAUGCACAAAAUUAAUGAUGCAUUUUUGUGUUUGUUUUAUUAUUCUAAUCUGCGUUAACAAUCAUAUAUACUUCAUCAUUUUUACAGAAGCCACAUUCCGCCAAGAAACGCUAAAUAGAACACGCAACAAAAUGUAAUUCGUGUACAGUAAAUACAAUUUCAAAUGUAUAAUUAAAUUCUUUUGAUACAAUACCAUACAAUAUAAUAAGAUGCCGUUAUAUUAAUUAAAUUAAUGGUUAGUUUUGUAUGUAUGUAAAAUUAUCAUAUCUACAAAUUGUUUUAAAACUUAUA